GCAGCGUGAGUGCGUUCGUGCGUGCGUUGAGUGUUUGUCGUGGGGGUACCGCGUGUGUGUGGCCAACCCCGUCAGUUUCCCGCGCACACACAUAAGGGGGCGCACGCAUUUCCCAGUGAGAGGCAUGAGGGUGAGCGCGUUGAGUGUGCAGUUGCGUGGGAGUGUGCGGGGGCGAGAUGGGAGUCGCGGGCGUAGGGCGGUGAAGAAAGGCGAGGUUAUUCUCCGCUCCACGCCCUUCGCUCAUAUCAUAGACUCUCCUUACAUGGCUAUGUACUGUGACACCUGCAUCACUUCAGCUAAAGAAACCAUCCUUCGCCCGUGUCCUGAGUGCCGCGUGAUUUGGUACUGCAGCGAGAAGUGCCAGGAGAAGGGCCUCGCGUGGCACCGCCUGGAGUGUCCAGCCCUUAAGAGGAAACAACACAACCUCCCGCCCAACUACGUGAGGCUGCUGGCCCGCGUGAUCUUGAGGCUCAGGAAUGGAGGAGAUAAGUAUGUUGAGAAGUUUACUGAAAGGGAAGGUCGCCGCUUCAGAGAUCUUAUGAGUCACUACAAGGACAUCAAGAAGAGCGAGGGGGAGCUGAGAGACGCGGAGUACCUGAGGGAGGAGCUGGGCAAAUUCAUCGGUGAGAGACUCCUGCCAAACAUGACGGAUUUUCUGGGUAUCUACGGCAGGGUGAUGGUAAACCGCUUCUCCUUCUUUGACAAGACGUUACAGAACAUCGGCUCCUCUGUCUACCUCUCCGCAUCCAUCUUCGACCACGACUGCUCUCCAAAUUGUCAUAUAGCCUUCACGGGACGCACUGUGGAGAUCCGAAGCAUUGUCGAUAUGCCUUCCUUCGACUUCAGUAAGUGUUUCAUCUGCUACCUGGACCCCGUGAAAACUGUAGCAGCGCGCCGUCAGGACCUGUAUAGAAAGUGGUUCUUCUUCUGCGAGUGUAAGACGUGCAACAACAAGGAGAAACGACGCUUCGAGAACUCCAUUGUGUGUGAAAAUUCGAUGUGUUUGGCGCCUGUCAGCCUGCCAGAUAUAGACGCACCCAUCGAGGAGGCGCUCCGGAAGAAACAGCAGGAGCAGCAGCAGGAGGCGAUGAUGAAUGGGAAGGAAAAGGAAGAGAAGAAGGAGACUGAGAAGGAGAAGCAGGCACUGGAGCAGAACGGAGUCGAGGAGAAAAGGACAUCGUUGCAGAAGGAGAGGGGAAGGAAGAAGGAAGAGGAGGUGGAGGAUGAGGAGGCAAGGGAAGAUGAGGAUGAUGAAGGGGAGUCCGGGGAGGCGCGGUGCAGCCUGUGUGAGCGUGAGGUGAGUGAGGCGCGCUGGAAGCAGUACUGGGACACGGUUGCCUUCACCAGGGAGAAGCUGAGGAACAUGACGGAGGAAGAUCCGGUAAUGGAGGACUGCCUUGAUAUGAUAGAGAGGCAAGCCGGUCUCUUCUCCCACAUGAACGCCUGGCGAGUGAGGACCCUUGACUUCGCCUUCAACGGGGCUAUGUUCCACGGGUGCUGGAGCCUCGCCUUGAAGUACGGGGAGGAGAACCAGGACGGCAUGAGGUUCUACUACGGGGUAGACAACCCUGUGUAUGGCCUGUUCCUCUACAAGCUGGGCAAGGCUAAGAUUUACUUCAAGGAAUUCCGCGAGGGGGUAAAGCUGCUAGAGGAGGCGGAGGAGAAGCUGAGUGUCGGCCUGGGAGACUCGCACCCGACUUUGGAGGAGGUGCGACUCGUGAACCUGAUGGCGAACGAGGACGUGGAGAUCUGCCUGGAGAGACGCAUCGCCAAGGCCAAGAAGCGCGAGGAGGAGAGGUUGCUGCAGGUCGUUCAGCAGCCAGACAACUUCGCAGCUCAUAAAACCUUUCCCUGGAUCAGCUGCGCCAACCACGACAAGAUUACCAGGACUAAGCCAACUGUGUCUCAGGAGGAUAAGAUAACUAAAACUAAGUCCAUUCUACGUCCCUCUCAGAUUGCUUAGUGAGGUUUGCGAUGCUGGGAUGGUUUGUAACGACUGAUAAAGUGUGUGAAUGUUAGGAUAAGCUAGUUAUUUAAGCGGAAGAAUUUAAUCAAAGUCUAUUUUACGUCCUUAUCAGAUUGCUUAGUAAGGUUGAUAAUGUUGGGAUGGCAGGAUGUGUGAAUGUUGAGAGGUUGGGGAAAGAUGAAGAAAGGAAGCAUUGGAUAAAAUAACUAAUAGAAGGAGAAGGAUAAGACAAGUGAAAGUCUAUUACACCUCCCUCUCAGAUUGCUUAGUGAGGGUGAGAGUAAGACUUGGCAAAUUAUGUGAAUGUUAAUAAGAAAUCCUGAAGAGAGAGAAUGGAGAAAGAAGAUGAGGAAAACAAGAGGAUAAACUCAAACUAAAUCUAUCCUUCGUCCUUCCCGGAUUGGUUAGCGAGGUUGAGGAUGUUAGGACAGGACAGGAAGGUUUGGCAUGAUGUGUGGAUGUUGAGGAUACUUGGCUUGUGAAGUGAUACUGAGGAAAUAGAGCCCGGGAAAUGGAGAGAGAGUUGAGGAAAACCAUGAGAGGAAAAAUGGUGUGGGAGGAGAGGGGAAAAUUUGUCAAAGUAAGUGACUAAGAGAAUGAAUAAAAAGAAAGCGUCAUGGAGAAACGGAAAAACGAGAAGGGGAAUUAAGGAAGAAUAUAACAGGAAAAACAAAUGUGAGGAAAGAUGAGGGAAAGAUAGCAAAGUAAAUAGAUGAAGGAAAAGAUAAGGAAAUAUGAGUAGAUAGGGAACGAUGAGGAACGUAAAACAUAAGGAAAAAAUGGGAAACUAAAGAAAAGAGGAGAAACGUUAACAAAAGUAACAAAAGAAGAUCGGGAAGUGUGAUUAAGUAGGAAAAGACGAGGAAAAGCUAAAAAAGGAAGUUAAAUGAAGAGGAGCCACUAAAAAAAGAGGAAAAGUGUAGGGAAAAGAGGGAAUAGUUGAGGGGAAAGGAGAGGAAAAAUGUGGCGGGAGGGGAAACAGGUAGAAACACAUUUGUCUCUGUUACAUGUCCAACACUUCACACUUAUUGAGUUAAAGUGCUUCUGUUUAUUAUUACUGCCAAAACUUUCUUUCUCUCUCUCUCUCUCUCUCUCUCUCUCUCUCUCUCUCUCUCUCUCUCUCUCUCUCUCUCUCUCUCUCUCUCUCUCUCUCUC
This is a messenger RNA of Scylla paramamosain (green mud crab), 3121 nucleotides long. RefSeq lists its product as uncharacterized. Gene Ontology annotation, cellular component: nucleus. Bases 125 to 1963 code for a protein of 612 amino acids. The record is from RefSeq and is a predicted model, not a curated record. The transcript has 9 exons. Gene Ontology annotation, molecular function: protein binding. Lineage: Eukaryota; Metazoa; Arthropoda; Malacostraca; Decapoda; Portunidae.